AUGCACAAAUUUCAACCAUCUUGGCAAUUCCGAAACAAGGCAUGUUUCUCGACUCAGUUUCCUUUGUUUCGCUAUAAUAGUAACCCCGCGCGUAAAAGGUUCCAGAAAUACCAUCAAUUCAAUCGAAACAAAAGACCUUGCGGGUGGCUGCGAGGCUCGGGAAUGGUUGGCGUGUUUUUAUUAUUUCGCGUCUCCCUUGCGUCGGAGCAAUGGCAAGUCAAAGAACAGCUCACAAAGGUCAGUGUAGCUCAGCACAAGUCUUAG
Messenger RNA from Penicillium expansum, 264 nucleotides. RefSeq lists its product as uncharacterized. Lineage: Eukaryota; Fungi; Ascomycota; Eurotiomycetes; Eurotiales; Aspergillaceae. Bases 1 to 264 code for a protein of 87 amino acids. The record is from RefSeq and is a predicted model, not a curated record. The transcript has a single exon.